UCGGGGCGCGCGCUCCGGGACGGGGACGGGGGGCGCUGCCGCAGCCUGCGUGGGCGCUCGGCGAGCGGGCACCGGCCGCGGCAGGAUGGACCUGCAAGCCUCGCUGCUGCCCCCCGGCCCCAACGCCAGCAACACCUCGGAGGGCCCGGACAACCUCACCUCGGCCGGGCCACCUCGUCGCACAGGGAAUGUCUCCUACAUCAACAUCAUCAUGCCUUCUGUGUUCGGCACCAUCUGCCUCCUGGGUAUCAUCGGGAACUCCACAGUCAUCUUCGCGGUGGUGAAGAAGUCCAAACUGCACUGGUGCAGCAAUGUCCCCGACAUCUUUAUCAUCAAUCUCUCGGUGGUGGACCUCCUCUUUCUCCUGGGCAUGCCCUUCAUGAUCCACCAGCUCAUGGGCAAUGGUGUCUGGCACUUUGGAGAGACCAUGUGCACACUCAUCACGGCCAUGGAUGCCAACAGUCAAUUCACCAGCACCUACAUCCUGACUGCCAUGGCCAUUGACCGCUACCUGGCCACUGUCCACCCCAUCUCCUCCACCAAGUUCCGGAAGCCCUCUGUGGCCACCCUGGUGAUCUGCCUCCUAUGGGCCCUCUCAUUCAUCAGCAUCACCCCCGUGUGGCUCUACGCUAGGCUUAUCCCCUUCCCAGGGGGCACAGUGGGCUGUGGCAUCCGCCUGCCCAACCCAGACACUGACCUUUACUGGUUCACCCUGUACCAGUUCUUCCUGGCCUUUGCCCUGCCCUUCGUGGUCAUCACAGCCGCGUAUGUGAGGAUCCUGCAGCGCAUGAUGUCCUCGGUAGCCCCCGCCUCUCAACGCAGCAUCCGGCUGCGGACAAAGAGGGUGACUCGCACGGCCAUUGCCAUCUGCCUGGUCUUCUUCGUGUGCUGGGCUCCCUACUAUGUGCUACAGUUGACCCAGUUGUCCAUCAGCCGCCCGACACUCACCUUUGUCUACCUGUACAACGCAGCCAUCAGCUUGGGCUAUGCCAACAGCUGCCUCAACCCCUUUGUGUACAUCGUGCUCUGUGAGACAUUCCGCAAGCGCUUGGUCCUGUCGGUGAAGCCUGCCGCCCAGGGGCAGCUUCGAGCCGUCAGCAAUGCCCAGACGGCCGAUGAGGAGAGGACAGAAAGCAAGGGCACCUGACACUUCCCCUGCCACCCUGGGCACCUCCGAGUUAGGACAGCACAGCAGACCAUGGGGAGAGAUGCUGAGAAAAACCCAAGACCCCUCUGGGAGAAUGCAGAGGGGCCAGGUGGUGAGGGGUUGUUACAAAUCAGAACAUACCACGGUGUCCACAAAUUGCUGGGGAGGUUGGGAGCCAGAUUUGGGGGCUUCAAGCAUCAGAAAUCCCCUUGGGAGAACAGGAAGAGACCUUUGCGUUGAAUAGAAACUGGACAAGAAGAAAAUUUUGGUUUAAAUGUUCAGUGGAGCCCUGCAUCUAUUAGCUCCCAAAAGUCUUUUCCUCGAUUGCUGGUUGAUUUGAAAUCUGGGCAGGCCGGGGUGUGAGUGAUGGGGUCCUACUACAGGGCCCUGGGGAGAUGGGAAAUUGGUGUGGCCUCAACCCUCUUUCCCAUCUUUCACUGGUAGGAUGGAGGGCGCCCUUUCUCCCAAGCUGGAGGAUGAUGAAAAAUGAAGCAUGCCAUCUCUCCAUGUGCCAGCAUCCUGUCAA
Nyctereutes procyonoides (raccoon dog) is the source of this 1673-nucleotide messenger RNA. RefSeq names its product melanin concentrating hormone receptor 1 (gene MCHR1). The transcript is spliced from 2 exons. The record is from RefSeq and is a predicted model, not a curated record. Gene Ontology annotation, cellular component: membrane; neuron projection. Lineage: Eukaryota; Metazoa; Chordata; Mammalia; Carnivora; Canidae. The coding region runs from base 86 to 1147 and encodes 353 amino acids. Gene Ontology annotation, molecular function: neuropeptide binding; melanin-concentrating hormone receptor activity. Gene Ontology annotation, biological process: neuropeptide signaling pathway.